UGUCAAUCGUCAAGCAUACUGUCAGAAUCCGGCAAUCGCAAAACUGAUCUGCUCACACACAUGGAUAAUAAAAUAACACUUUAUUCGGGAUUUUAAUUUAAUAUUUUAUUGAAAUAAGUUAAAAUCAAGUGCAUUUGUUAAUUGCGACCGAUUGAAAUUGUUUGAGUUCAAUAUUUUAUCUGUUUUUCUUGCUAUGGAGUGAAUCGAGGUUAACUUGGUUCUGGGUUCAGUGUUCAUAGCAGAGCUUUUUCAGAUAAAACACGUUUUGAAGUUCUUAGCAAAACUAAAAAGGAUUCUCAUUGCGCACCGGUCGUAUAGGCAAACAAAAAUGAGACUCACAGAAAAAGAAGCAAAGCUAUUUUUUCGCCGUGCCCAGCGGCGUUUCAAAGUGUGCGAUGAAUUUAUUCAACGUAAUAUGACUGCCAUGCUGAAGUUCAUACAAUAUGCCAUAACACCCCGCAUCGUAUUAAAACGUAAACUAAUUCGAAAACGCAAUCGUGUUUUUCUGCGACACAAUUAUCUUCGAAAGUUAUUAUUUGACCCAACAAAAUUUAAAAAAAGAAGACAAGCUAAACGUCUACACUCUCAAUGGUCUAAGCGCUUAGUAUUGCACCUUAGACGUUUCGAAGUUAUUGAAUUUGUUGAAGAAGAAGACCAAGAAAAAGAAAAACAAAAAGAAGAAGAAGAAGAAGACAAUACUGUUAAAACUGCUUUGAGUCCAAAAGAGGUAAGCGAACAAUUAAAACAGCAACUUGAACUUCUUAAGUGCAGAAAACGCACUGUUCCACUGUUCGAAGAUUUAAAUAAUUUAAAACAAGCUGAAAACAGUCAAAACUCUGCAAGAGUUCCUUCGACCGAUGCAAUAUCUACAAAUGAGAGUUUACCACCGGUGGCAUGUACAGAUGUGGCUAACUUGGAAGAAAACGUAACUAUCCCAAAAGUACCUUUACUUACGGCGAUUCAUAUUUCAGAAGAAGAAUUCAAAGGGUCAGAUAAUCAAAGAACUGAAAAAAGAAAUGGAAGUUUUCUAGACAUGUUAAUUUCAAAGGUUAAACAUACGUCUGACGAAAACAGUCCAAAUGAAACUUCGCCGGUUUUGGAAACGUCAAUGGAACCUCCUAGACCACAUAACAAAAUACUUGAAAAAGAAACUACUGAGACUGAAGAACGUGAAAACUCUAAUAGUUCAAGUGAUUUUUUCGGAUUCGAAGACAACGAGCGGGUAUUGGGAAACUUUCCUGGGAUGUUGUCUACGCCAUUUGUCCGUAAACGUGAGUCAAAUUCAGCUUUUGUUAGUGAGACUCUUAAUGCUUACAUGCGUGAUAAUUCGCUUGAGAGCUCCGCAGCCGUAAACUAUCCACAACACCGCCCAGAAGAUGGACAAGUCCUACCAAAAUCAAUCCCUCCAAAAUUAGAUAUGCCUGCCCUUCCAGAAGGACUUCAAGGUCUGCGAACAGUUGCUGAGAGACGCUCUUUUUUGCAAAGAACAAAAAACACGAAAUAUUGCAUUAUAAAUAAUAUUGGAACGAUUUUCCGAGAGUUACAAAAAAGAUCUAAAGGCCAUCGCAUAUAUAAACAAGCUGUGGAAUCUGUGAUAAACUCUAGCUCAGUUCCAAUGACACGACAAGGAUGGAAAGCUGCUACAUGGCUUCUUACAGAAAUAGGCAAUUAUUGUUGUCAAACAAUUACUGUUGACGGUGAAGAUGUUCGUUUAUAUGGAGGACGUGGUAAUUUUCGAAACAAGUUCAGAAAACCCCAUUCAAGUUUAUGCAUGAAAUCAAUAUCUAUAUGUCCUGCCAAUUGUACGGAUCGAGUUGCUUUUCGAUCACUUAGACCAGUCAGAAUUCCAGAAAAACGUUCAAAACUUAAUGACUCUUCGAAGAAGGUACUUUACAAGCCCUGUCCACUUUCUCACAAAAUUUUGCAGCAUUCACGUGACGAGGAAUCCGAUUUCGGUAGUUUAGGUAUUGUACGUAUGCCUCAAGUAGAACUCGAAGUGUUUCCACAGCUAAAUAAACCUUUGUCUGAAAUAGCAAAAAAGUAUCUUCAGUUGAUUCUUCCCUAUGGUGAGAUAACUCGUGAAUGGGCAGAGUUUUCAGUUUCUACACUUUUUGAUAGUCAAAAUAUGGAGAAUGCAAGUAAACCAACAAAAUCUUACACUUUUAAGCUUCCUUAUGCAAACGAUCGAAAUCAUUUAAUAAUUCGUCGAGUAUACAAACGCUCAGAAGAGUUCGAAAGUGAAUUCGAUUACAAUUGUUUGUCUUUUCGGAGAGAAAUUGAUCUGAAGCCAGUAGAUGAAGAGCCAUUGGAUUCAUUGUCCGUUGAAUGUGCCGAUAUUUUGACAGAUAUGAUCAACAGCGUAGCCAUAGCUUGCAGUGAGAAUUCAUUUAUCAGAGAUGAUCCUGAUAACAUUUACCAAUACGGUGUCGAUGAUGAAGAUGUGAUGGAAGAGAAAUCAGUGCGUAAGACCGAGCUACAUCCGCAACACGCUGGAAUUUCAAAUAAGAAACAAAGUCGCUUGUUGAAUGAACUGAAGCGACUAAAUGCAACUGUUAUUGAUGCAGCUACUACUAAAUCUUCAGAAGGUGGAACGGACUGUGAUAAAGAAUAUUGUAAACUUGGUUGUAUUUGUUCUAGUCUUAGCGAAGGGCCUACUGUAAGGCAACAUUGUGGAAAACAAAGAUGUGUUCUCGAGUGCAAAUGUAAAAAUCCGAACGUACUACGCUUAGAAACUGAUGGUCGAAAAAUAACUACUGAAGAUGCUUUUAUGUUAAGACGUCAAGCUACCGCAAAGCUAGCUCGGGUUGAAAAAGAAUUCACUUCAACUAUAGUUCUUACUGGAAGUGAAACUCUUUUGAUUAAUGAAUCCCAAUACGAUAAAAAGCGACGUUGCACAAAGAUUCCAAAGCGAUACGGUGAUUUCGUUGAUCACGAUGAUAAUGAUUCAAUCGAUUCUAAAACUUCUACAAAGAGAACCGAAACUACUGUAACUUUUCCUACAGAACCUGUGCUUGUAAACGAAACUAUUUAUAAUCACCUUAAACAUAGUUCGGUGAGAUUGAAGAAAUUGAAUGAUGUAAAAGACUUGGCUCCUUGGUGUAUGAUUCACAUGGUAUAUAAGUGUUUUUGCAAAGGUCAAUCAACAAUCGGCCAUCCAAUUGUAAUAGAAAAACACAUCAACACACAGGAACCACUUGAAGCAACGAUAAUUGAUGAACCCUUGGUUGUGAAAAAUCGAACAUUAUAUUCAUUCGAAAAAGAAGAAUGCAAUAGAAAUGUAGAAACGUGCACAGAUUUGGAAUGUGAUACUUAUGUAAGCUCAGCAUCUAGCGAAGCUAGUGAAUCAGUUUCUGAUUUUAGUCCUUCGACAGAAGACAAAACUAAAAUUGAAAAAAGGGGUCGGAUAUCAGAUAACCAUUAUAUUGAAGUGUAUAUGAACGCUAAAGCUAAUCAUUGUCGUCGUGUUGUCCCUAUUCCUAGAAAUAUCUAUAAAAGAAGAAAUAAAAAACGAGUAGCGCACAUUCAAUUAUAUAUUGCAGAAAAUGAAAGCGACGAAACAAGGCUAAGUCUCAAUGAACAUGUUUUAAGGUCUGUUUACUAUCACAAAGAUUACAACGUACCUAAAAUCAAAACAGUUUCUGAAGUAAAGGAAGAACUGCAAUUAAAAAAAGAAAAUAUUAGUCACAUAGAAAAAACUAAUGAGAUAGAUUCCAGAAUAAAAGAACACAAAUUAUUUACCAAGGAAAGUGAUAAUACAUCACCAGUUCCAAUAAAAAAACGGCGAAUGAGUGUGUUUCAGGCUGAUAAAGGAACAUCACUUUUACUUGUUAACCAGCAUAAGGAAUCAUUGAAACAGGAAGAGGGACUUUCAAACGAUCAUAAAACUAAAGCUUCUCCAAAAUUUAUUCCAGCACAUGUUGAACAGAUCACCGUCCCAAAAAUUUCACAAAUAUUUUCCCUGAAUACGGGAACUACAGAAAAUUCCGCGGGACCCGUGUCACUUCCAGUACCAAUGGCAGUUCCAACGCCUGAGAUCGAGCCAACUUCUGCCAUUGACAUUGCUCAAAGUUCUUCCGAAGAUAUGGCACUAGCACAUGGUAUAAGUUCAGAUGCAUUCAAGAAUGUUUUCAAACAAGUCAUCAAAAAUAUGAAUAACUUGGUGAGCAAAAAAAUGCAAGAUAUUGACAUGGCAUUACGAAGGGAAAGCAAAGCCAUUCCAGCACCGAAUGCAGAAAUAUUAUGUAUUAUUCGAUGGAAUAAUUUCUUAGAAGCAUAUUUAGAAGGAUUUGUUUAUCUAUGGGAAGUGCGAACUACAAACAUAACAUUCAUAGCUGCAACUAUAAAACCAAUAAUGCCAUUAGUUAUAAAUGCAUUGAGUGUUAUUAAUAUUCAAGCUAUCUUAAGGGAUAAACUGCCUCUUUUGGGAAGAAUGCUGAUGGACAGAAAGCGUAGCACAAGUUCAGAAGGUUUAGCUGUGGUAAUGCAAGGUCAAAAGAUGUAUUGGAUUGUAAAAGGAUUCCUUCGACCCGACAAAACACGCAUUUGUCCAAAACCAACACCAGAAAGUCAUCCAUUGCUUACCAGAAAAAUAAAUGUCUUGUGUCGGCUUUUGAUUAAUAAUCAAUUCAACGAGCACAAAAAGCGUCAAGAUGCCCUUCAAACACAUCAUAUACCAACAUCUUCACAAUUGCCAUCUAAUUCCAUUAAUGAUAUAACAGAAAAAGAACCCAGAACUAGUGAUUUAAAUAUUUCAUUUGAACCAAAAACUCCGACUACUUCAAAUUCUUCUCUUUGUCCUGAAGUGUCCAGUGAUCAAAAUAAUAUAAGUCUGAAGCUUAAAGUCUUACCAAUGCAAAGAAAUAUCUCCGAUCAGGCAACCUCUAUAUUAGAGCAAAUGGUAUCACAGGCGUACGGUUUUGUAAGAACCAAUAUAUCAUUCCGUAAAAUACGUAACACUGAACUUUGUGAAAUUUUCCCGCCAGCAAAAAUGAAUUCAAAUCAUCAUUGGCUUGUUUUAGACAUUAGCAAUGAUUUUUCACAUAUAUUUAUACCAGAAUUAAAAGACCUGUUAACACUGGAUCGAAUUCAAAAAGUCAUGGCUUAUGCUCUUGCCAAAAAUCGUAUUGUUAAAAUGCAGUUUAAUCAAAAAUCUCUGUUUAAUGCGUAUGUCACACCAAAAUCUCAGAAAAAGAUUUAUUUCGGUCCAUAUCGACAUAGCAUAACUGCACCAAAACUUGUUCUACUUCAAAGUGUCGACGGACAAAUGAUGUUGCGAGAAGUAUACGAAUCCCGGCAUAAUAUUAUUCCAAAGACAUUUAGCACAACUGCAUUUUGGGUUGUGCAAAAAAGUGGCAAGAUUUAUCUUGAUGUUGAACAAGUCAUUGAACAGGAUCCAAAAGAUACCAAUCAUAUCAGUUCUUGUGAUGCUAAUACGCAACAAAUCUGUGUUGAAGAUACUCAAAAGGGCACACCAAAUAUUUCAGCUAAUCGAAACGUUCAAUUGAUUGGAGAAAAAAGUAAUCAAUCUUUGGAAAGCUUUCAAGUUCAACAAAACAAUCAAAUUGAAAAUAUUGGUGAAGUUCUUUCAAACGUUAAAGAUCCACAAAGUAAUCUAUUAACAGAAAGACUUUCAGGUGUUCAAUCUGUUCCGGGGUUAGAAAAAGGAAAGCAAGAUACUUCGAAUACUAACAAUUAUAUUGAUGAUGAUGACGAUUGUAUGAUCGUAGAUGAUGAAGUGUGUGCUCCAUCUGUUGCUGUUGUUCCUCCGAACACUUCUCAAUCACCUGCUUUUGCUUCUCCAGUGGUCUCGACUGCAGUUACAUCAGUAGAUUCUCAAGAAAUAAAUACUGCCAGAAUAAACUACACAAUAUCAUGUGGGGGAGAAAACUCACCUCUGAUGGUAAUACAAAAUGAAUGUAAUCGUGAACUCACGGUUCUUCCCGACGGAAUAAGCAAUACUUUUACUAUAUUAUCAGAAGCUCAACCUCCUUCAGUUAACUUACAAAAAAGUGAAGAACCGAACUUACUGAAAAAUGCCAAUCAGCCAAUACCAAUCAAUACUAUUUUUAAUUUAUCAUCCGAAAAUUGUAGACCAUUGAGUCUACAGACAGCGAACGAUGUUAUUAAUCCUGGUGAAAUUAUACUCACGUUUCCAACUCAUGAUGCGAAUACUAAUUUGUCAAUACCUGCCCAACAUCUUGCUAACUUCUCAAUAGCACCAAGUGAUUCUAAACUCAAUGAUUCUUCGAGUUCAAACACUUUAAGUAGUGUUACUCAAUCUGAAAGUAAUAAAGAUACUUUUGAAUCACAACGACGAAGCUUACAAUUAAAUGAAGUUCCAAUGAAACUUAAUAAAAAUAUUACAAUAAAAAAGAUAAUGACAGAAGUUGAGCGAAGCCCAUCAACAUCAGCGCCAUUUAGUUAUUCAAGAAAAUCUUUUCCACUUUUAUCUCAGAAGCCUGUGUCAAUGACGACAAAUUUUAAUCCAAGAAAUCUCUUACCUGUACAGAAACAAAAACCCAUUUACCCAAGACCACCGCAGCUAGUUCAGGCUCCACAAAGAACUAAUUUUCAACCAAAUACAUCACAAUUCUAUCGUCUGCCAACAAAACCUUCGGCGUCUAUUCAAAUAAAACAGCGACCUGCAGUUGGAAACAUUGUUAAAAGCCAGCCAAAUUUCCAACAACGGACACAAGGCGGAUUAAUAGUAAGGUCACCGUCUGCAAUAAAUACAACAUUAAGAUCACAGCGACCAAAUUCGAUUCGAAACCCAGGGUUUAAUACUUGUGUGGUUAGGCCUGCUCCUAAUUUAAUUAGUUCAGGUAUACGAUUGCGAGCACCCAACGCAACAACUCAAGUUACACGUUUAGUAUCUCCAAUACCUGUGGGUAACAUUUCAAUGACAAAGAGAAUGCCCAACACAAAUCAACAAGUCAAUUCACUGCAGAACGCAGCGAAGAAAAUUCAAAGCACUACAAUUCCUAAAAUUCCUAUACCUGAUUUUACUAAAAACUCCCAACUCGACCCCUUACGAAUAUUUGAAGAAUCAACAAAGAAUGCAUCUAAUAAUUUAAAACAGUCAAAUCUUACUAACGGUAUACAGAGCGUAAACCACACUGCUAAGCAGAACCAAAUACAAUCACCACCAACAAACGUUAUUUCCCCUGUUGGAAUAAAAAGGAAUUCAUUGGGAGCACCCAUCCGCCCUCAAUUUCGACUACAACCCGCCCAAAAAUUUGCUCCGAAACCUGUUUCUGCUAAUGGUAGAGGAGAUCCAUUAGCAGUCAAACUGUCUUCACAAGUUAAAGGCAUACCCAUUGAACUACCACGUUUAAAAAAAUUUGCCAUUAUGAGCUCUCCAACCCAAAAUGUAAUACCACCAGCCAAAGCUGAAAUCAGUUGUAAAAAAGGUUCCGAACCAUCUACAAUCAGUUCACCAGGAAGUCUUGAUGACUCCAUCCCUAAAAAACUUAUAAAAACUAAUUCCUCGAUUCCAACUACAACUACGACGAAUACAUUAGUGUCAUCUUCUGGGAGCAAAACAACUACAAGUUCGUCAAAUGCAAAUGCGGAAUAUGGAUAUUUUCAUGCUAAUUUAGAUGGUUUGCCAAAGUUUGUGGUGAAACGUGUUGGAGAUGAUUUUCUGAUUAAAGUACCGAACUUUAAUGGAAUACUCAAAUUAACUGGAUUAUCAACCGUUCAUAAUUAUUUGAACCAAUAUACGACACAAAAAUGCGGAAAAACCAUUGAUGAGAUUGCAGAUUUAAAAUGGACAUUCAAAGCGCAAGAUCGGUCUAAACUAAAUAUUGUUAAUAAAUCAAUUUCGCCACUCACGAAACCUAUUAAUAAAAUGUCUAAAAAGAUAAUUGCGACUAAACAAAGCUUGAAUGAACACACUUCAUCAAUUUCUACAACUCCUGCCUCAAUUCUAAAUACAAUGAAGCAACAAAAUGCUGCACGAAAGCAAUUAGAGCCAGGUGAGUCCAUCGACUUAUCAGAUGAUGACUAGGCGUUUUCCUUAUUUUAGAAAAAUACGCUUUUUAUAUACUCGUAAACUCAUUGUGAAAUCCAAUUUUUCAAUUCUCUUUUUGUAAGAAAAUAUAUUAAAGGAUGUUCUUACUAAUGUAAUGAAUCAAACCAUUGGUAAUAUAAUAAGUUAAGUAAAUGUUUAAUAUUUACGUAAGAGAAGAGACUGGUGCCUUAAUUGCAAUUUUAUUUGUUGUAUCUUUAAAUACAAAAAGGACUGUAAAUGUAUUACGUUUUUGUUCUGUUAAAACAUUCAAUCUUUUAUUUGUAUUUUAUAUAUUAUGAACAUAAUCAUGUAAACUAGUUAUGAAUUUAAUAUGUAAACUUUAGUUUUAUUUAAAUUAAAUGAGUGUAAAUAUGUGUAUUUUUAUUAUUAAAAGUUAAGUAUACCAUCACUUAAAUGAAUUACUGAUUGAUGAAUCUAGAAUAAAUAAGAACCUAAAUAAUUUAAGUCACAUGAAACAUUAUCUUUUUAAAUAAUAAGGUAACAUACUCAAAAUCUAAAAUAAAAAGAAUUAUAAAUUCUAAUUGAAGAAAAAAUAUUUAAUAUUUAAAGUAUUAAUACGACUUUUUUUUUAUUUCAAAUAUGUAAAUACUUAUUUAGUUUAUAAUUUUGUUUUAAUC
This is a messenger RNA of Eupeodes corollae, 8649 nucleotides long. RefSeq lists its product as uncharacterized. Lineage: Eukaryota; Metazoa; Arthropoda; Insecta; Diptera; Syrphidae. The transcript is spliced from 8 exons. The record is from RefSeq and is a predicted model, not a curated record. Bases 329 to 8008 code for a protein of 2559 amino acids.